Messenger RNA from Lethenteron reissneri (Far Eastern brook lamprey), 3296 nucleotides. Its product is annotated as N-myc proto-oncogene protein-like. Gene Ontology annotation, biological process: regulation of DNA-templated transcription. The record is from RefSeq and is a predicted model, not a curated record. Lineage: Eukaryota; Metazoa; Chordata; Hyperoartia; Petromyzontiformes; Petromyzontidae. Gene Ontology annotation, molecular function: protein dimerization activity; DNA-binding transcription factor activity.
GACGCACGCGUCGCGCAUUCACGCUCGACCACCACCAGCACCACUGUAGUCGACUCUGCAUGCCCUCUGCAUCUUUCUGUGAUCUUGGCCUCAGCGCGACCCCGUGGAAUCGGAUCUGAUCGCAUUGGAUCGGGCCAGCAUUCUUCGAAAACCAAACUCGGAGCAUCGUCAGCUUGCCGUGGGAGAUUCUUUUUGGAGAAUCCGUGGCUCGCUGCUGCUGCACUCGCCGCUCCGCAUCUGUCGCCACCCCCGGGCCCUGAAUCCUCGCCCCGCACGGAUUUUCUGCCGCCAUGGGCUCGGAGCACGUCAGCGCUCUGGACCGUGCGCUGGAGGUCCAGAAGCUCCUCAACUGCGACGGCGUGGAGCAGGAGGACUGCAGCCUGUAUCCCUUCAUGGAGCCCAACGACACCAUCGACACGUGGAAGCGGUUCGAGCUGCUGCCCACGCCGCCGCUCUCGCCGGGCUGCACCGACUUUGAGCACGAGCUCGGCUUCCUGUCCACGGACGGCUGGGACCCGGGCUCCGACCUGCUGCCCGGCUCCGACACGCUGGAGCUCGUCUCCGAGUUCCUGAGGGAGCAGGAGGAGCAGGAGAGCGCCGAGGACUUCAUCAACGACCUGCUCGCGGAAGGGUCCACCGUGGUGCCGGGCCUGCGGCAGGACUGCAUGUGGAGCGCGUUCGACGCCAGGGAGCAGGUGGAGAGGGCGGCGGCCGCGGCCGUCGAACAGCGGCGGCGGUCGGAGGCGACGCGGCCUCCCGGCCCGAUGCGCGAGGAGCCCGCCGUCCCGCCGCCCGACGCCGGCCUGGCCGCGCCGGCGACUCCGGCCACGCCGACGACGCCGAGCGGCUCCGAGCCGUGCUUCCCCGAGCCGCUGAGCCCCCGCGUGAUAGAGCCGUCGACGCCGUCGAGGUUCAGCCCCUGCCCAAGCCAGACGGAGACGGAACCUCCCACGGACUCGGGACAGGCCGCUUUACCGCCACGCAUGAUCGCGCGCCGGCCUCAACCUCCCUCUCUCCGUGGCGCAGAGGAAGAGAUCGACGUGGUGACGGUCGACAAGAAGCAGCCCGCGCCGUCGAGACGGCGCGCGCCGUGCGGCGUCGCCGUCAACACCAACACGGCCGGCACGCGGCCGCCCCGCCGCGAGCCGUGGGGCGCCGUGCGGCACGGCUGCCACAUCCCCAUCCACCAGCAGCACAACUACGCCGCGCCCAGCCCGCCGAGCCCUCCGCCGGUCAAGCGACCCCGCUGGGGGGCCUCGGCGACGGCCGCCGCGUCGCGGUUCGUGGCGAAGCCCCGGCCGUCGGCGGAGCGGUGGGGCAGCCGAGGGCCGAGCAGCGCCAGCAGCAGCAGCAGCAGCGGCGGCUCCGACACGGAGGAGAGCGAGCGGCGGCGCACGCACAACAUCCUGGAGCGGCAGCGGCGCGACGGCCUGCGCUCGAGCUUCGUCACGCUGCGGGACUCCGUGCCCGAGCUGCGCGCCAACGAGCGCGCCGCCAAGGUGCUCAUCCUGCGCAAGGCGGCCGAGCUGGCGCGCUCGCUCGGCACGGACGAGCGGCGGCUGGAGGUGGAGAAGUGCCGGCAGGAGGCGAGGCGGAGGCACCUGCUCUCUACGCUCGACAAGUUGAAGAAGCUCUCCUCGUGAUCGUGGCGCACGGACGGUCGGACAGAUGAAUGGGAUGAACUCUGCAAAAAAAUCCUCAAUUCUGCGACGCCUUGAGGCGCGCGUGCAUUUUAAUUUACUUGACCUAAGGUGACUAUUUGCAGGGUGUGUGUACCGCUGUGAGUUUCAAUGAGGCCGAGUUUAUUUUUUUAUAAUGUAUCCUGCACUUUCUGUUGGAAGCUGCUGCUGCACACUGAUUUCAUGCAGGAUACAUUUUCGUCGGCAGCCGUCGAGGUUGCCUGACAUUACAUUUUUCACCGGUCAAGAGAAGAGGGCGCCCACCCAGUCGGGCAUGCGCACACUGCUACGGCGCCGUCGUAACCCCGGCAGGCUGCCCUGCGCACGCUGAGCGCCGUGCCCUCACCUCCGGCAAACCAAAUCCGGUACAGAUGCCCUGCUCGCCGUUGUUUUUUUACCUCUGCACAACUGUCACUUUACACUUAUUUUUUUAAAAUAAACGACAAUCAUCGGUUUCCUCCUCACUACCCCGCGGCGCAGCCAGCGCAGUGGACCAUCAGGGACUGUUACUGCCUCGACCCGGCCGGGCCGCCAACCCCGGACGGGAAAAUCAACCCACAAUUUUACAUUUCCGGUUGCUUUUUUUUCACACAUUGUUAGGGGUAUUUAAAAAUGCUUUGUAUAUUUAAAACAAUGUACCAAAUGUUGUAUGCUCCCUGUAUACUUCAUUUGUUUUUAUAUAUAAGAAAAACCUGAGAAAUGUACCAUUUUUAUAGUUCACAAGUUAAGAAAGAUUUUUUUUCUUUAGAAAACAGCUUUUUUUUUUAAAUGACGGGCUGCAGUUUUUGAUGAAUGAACCCCACCCCCCCCCCCCCCCCCCCGAAGUGAGGUAUGUGGCGUCGCAUUGGGCCUGUCUCGUGUGUGCCAUGUACACAGCGUAUCAAUCGCCACUGCCACACGGACACUGCCAUGUACAUUUUACAGUGGAACACAACAAUAAUACAUUUGCUCAAAUCCAAAGGCAACCCGAGAGGAGACGAGCGAUGCUCAAAUCCACUAAACACCACCGUGCUGCUUUGACCCCCCCCCCCCCCCCCAUGACCCCCGAGAGGCUGGGCUAAAUAGGGGCAAUCGGCCCCGAAGCCUCGCGCACAAGGGGGCCUCGCAACGCGGUGUCCUACCCCAGGUUUAUGGGAACCCCUGGGCGGCCUUGCUUCGAUCGCCAGCUGCUGUGGCAACCGCACAUUGCUUUCUCAUGAGAUCAGCUGCUGCUCCUCCCUUUGAGGUGGCCUGUGCACGCCGUGGUGGAACGAGAGGGCGCAGAGAGAGAGAGAGCCGAGGGAGCUCGUUGAUGGCUUGUUGGCACCUUGACCCAACUGCAGGGGAACACUAACUGCUUGUGUGAAGGUCACUCGUCCGCAAAACAAAAGUGAGCUGAAUAAUCGGCGGGCGCGUUGUUAAGACGCGUGGCUUCGUGCGAAUACUCAGGGCCAAUACUAUAGAUGCAAGGGCUUAUUUUAAGAACAUAUUAUUUUAUUAAGAACGUAUUAUGUUUGCAGUUUUAUUUGAAUAAACAUUCAAAUCGUCGUUAGAUGAAUUUGAGCAAACGCACAGUUUUAGCUGUCUGUUCAUUCACAAUUUGCUUCAAUAAUAAAAGUAUUUUUUCUUGUGGCGUGA